This is a messenger RNA of Closterium sp. Yama58-4, 831 nucleotides long. NCBI's taxonomy places the organism in Eukaryota, Viridiplantae, Streptophyta, Zygnematophyceae, Desmidiales, Closteriaceae. The record is from the annotation of a GenBank genome assembly.
AUGGGAGGCCAUGCGGCAGAGGAGCAUGCCAUCCAUCCCACUCACCUCGUUCCACCCAUCUCAAUCCCCUCCAUAUCCUUCGUGAAACAGCUCCCCUUCUCUACGAUGCGCUCCUCUACCGAAACCCACUGUACCGCUUUGCAUCCCUCCUUACCGCGUUCCGCCCCUCUCACCUCUCCCCACGGCGCUCACCUCUAUCUCCUGCGUCACAUCCCCAUAGAACACCUCCCUCUUCCUGUGCCGCGCCUGCCUGCCCUCCACCCACAAGCCGGGCAGAACCAAUCGCCUUCCGGAAUCUCCGCAAGGGGCGGCUCGAGGCAGCCGAGGUGGAAACCACCAAGGCACCCGUCGCACUCCACCAUCACCUCCCCGCCUCCCUCCCCCUCCCCCUCCCCUUCCCCCUCCCCGUCCCCCUCCCCGUCCCCCUCUUCUCCCCCACCAACACCUUUCCCGCAAAUCUGGCAUUCCUCGUCGCUCGCGGCGGAUUCGUCUGAUUCCGAACCGUCGGCGGCGGACGAAUCCCCGCCGGUGAUCUUGACUGCAACCUGCGUGGCUCAAGUUCAAGGCGGCGCCAGGUGGCGCGAUCCCAUGGUGGAGGCGGCGAGCGAGAUUGUGAAGCGGUUCUGCACGGGAGCCAUGAGCUACGGGUCUAUCUCCUUGGAGGCUCAUCAGAGGCUUGCUAUUGCUAUGAACACGAUUGGAGGAAAGUCGAACACGGGCGAGGGAGGCGAGAACUCGUCCCGUCUGGUUCCGAACCCGGACGGGAGUACCAACAUCCUCAAGUCGUCGAUUAAGCAGAUUGUUAGCGGUCGGUUUGGCGUGUUGGCGUAA